Molecule: messenger RNA, 4153 nt
Organism: Mytilus trossulus (common blue mussel)
Lineage: Eukaryota; Metazoa; Mollusca; Bivalvia; Mytilida; Mytilidae
Exons: 11
Coding region: 188-3034 (948 amino acids)
Biological process (GO): positive regulation of transcription by RNA polymerase II; negative regulation of transcription by RNA polymerase II; cell differentiation
Cellular component (GO): nucleus
Molecular function (GO): RNA polymerase II cis-regulatory region sequence-specific DNA binding; zinc ion binding; nuclear receptor activity
Source: RefSeq, a predicted model, not a curated record
ACAGAAUUAUCAUUUAUUUUGGAAGACUUUGGUCAGCAAAACUACUUGAACUACCUAAUAACAAGUAGAGAGCUGAAUACUUUGGUCCUGUCCGUCAUUUACUCCACUGAUUCCGGAAGAGACCAUAGAACCACAGACUUGGUGAUCUAAUGAUAAAUAAAGCUGUCCUGUAAUAAGAUUGAGGACAAUGGCAGAUAAAACAGCUGAUCAAGUUCCAGUCUCAAAUAUGGAAAAAUCAGACAAUGCGGAUGAUGAUGUAAUUAUCAUAGAAAAAGAUAUUGAAAACACUCAACAGAAAAAAGACAAAGAAAAUGUUUUAAAAGUAACACCAAAAAAGUCAUCUGAGCCUAAACAGACUAAACAAGCCAAUAAAAAGAAGACAAAGAAAAAAGGUUCUUGUGGUCUGUCUAGUAGCUUAGAUGACGAAGUGGGUUUCCCCGCUGAUAUUAAAUUAGAAUCGACCAACGACUGCAUGCCAGAUGAAGACAAAGACUUCAAAGUCUGCGUAGUUUGUGGAGAAAAAGCUAGUGGUUUUUACUUCGGGGCCUUAGUAUGCUUGCCCUGCAAAAGUUUUUAUAUUAGAUGUACAAAAGAUGGAGAGCCAACCUUUACUUGUCAGUGUAACGGGAAUUGUGAUAUCGCCAAACAAGGAAGAAUCCGAUGCCAGUAUUGUCGCUAUCAACGUUGCCUCAUGGCUGGAAUGUGCCGCAAAGAAAAGCCAGAAACCGUCCAGCCAGCCGAAGGGCAAGUGUUAUGUAAAGUAUGUGGUGACAUCGCCAACGGAAUCCAUUUUGGAGUGAACACAUGUGAAGGUUGCAAGAAAUUUUUCCGAAGAGGACUUGUGGAAAACCAGGGAUAUAAUUGUAAGGGAGAGAAAUCUUGUCAGAUCAACCCAAGGAACAGAAAUAAUUGCCGUUAUUGUCGUUACCAGAAAUGUAUCAGCGCUGGAAUGUCAAGAGAAGCCAUCAAGAUGGGUCGGCCAAAAAAGUCAGAUGGAGAUUCUCCACAACAGUCCCCUUCACAUUCACCAUCAUUUUGUGAUCGUCGUAGUCCCGAGUUGUCUCCUCAGGGAUCUCCAAUCUCCGUCCAUACUUCACCACAGCUAUCACCUGUCAAUGAACCAUUGUUUCACAAAUAUAUGAUGGCUAACCAGCCCGUGAAGACCGAGACAACAUGUCCACCACCAAGUUGUCAGAUUCAGUCGGAGAUGACCAACAGCAGACCCGUUCUGUCCACAACAUCCUUCAUGAAUCUCAAAACAGAAGAGCAGACGGCGUAUAACUGGGUCUCAUCUGCCCCAACCUCCUCCUGGCCUGGUUCUUCAAACACCAUCAUGUCAUCCCAAUGCCAGCCCGUCCACGCCUCAACGACCUCGCAUCAGCAGGAGAAUCCAUUACUCAUAGAGGACGAUAUGGAUGACAUCCUUAAUUUCAUACAAAUGGACCAGGCCAGCCGGAGUCAGCCACAACCUGUUUUCAGAGAUAGCAACUGUUUAUAUCAGACACCACAUGGUAAUAUGGGAGGGAACACACCACUCAUGGUUAACACAUGCAACAGCUUCCAACAGGCUUCAGACAAUUAUCAACAGAAUUCUGGACCAAAUUCACCAUUCCAACCACAGUAUCCUCAGCCAAACCAAAGUGCUUACUACCCCAACUCCCACAGUCCACAGUAUUAUCAACAACCUCAUUCCCCACAGACAAGCUGUCAUAGUCCCCACAGUUACAGCAGUCCAUCUCCAGGAUCAUGCCACAGUCCACAUAACUACAACACUCCUUCCCCAGGAUGUCACAGUCCCGAUACGUAUCAUCCAUCAAUGGCUGCUGAAUAUCCUCAACAACAACAACAACAACAUGGUGGAUACACUAUGCCAACCACACAAGUUCAUCCACAAUUCAAUCACGGAAGCAGCAUGUCACAUGAUAAUGUACACAUUAAUCCCGAUUCUCAACAUCAAAUCAAUCAAAUGUUUAUCAAAUGCAUCGGAACAAUAAACGAAACACAAACUCCAAUCAAUGGAGCUUACGUCACAAGGGACCAACUUACAACAGAAGUAAUCAAUUGUACGCUUAAUUCAUCAUCGCCGUACAGAAAUAACGAUUGUUUAUAUAGUAGUAGUGACGAUAACAGUAGUCAUGAUUCAUCAGACUUCCCUGUUAGAAAUAAGCGAAAAAAUUACGACCAAUUUGAUCAGUCAUGUGGGUACGGAACCAAUUCCAACUCAUUUAUGCCACAAUCUUCAGACUUCACCUGUGAGAGUUACAGUUUACAAUCUACUCAGAACUAUUGGAAACAGAAGUUUCCUUUCGAUCCCAUGAGCAGAAUGGCGGAAGAAGACCAUGCUGUCAUUAAACAUAUUCUGACGGCAUACUCUAACAUGAGAGUUUUCUAUGACGAAUCUAGAGACUGGAGUUCUUCAAAACUGGAGGAACAUUGGCCAAAAAUGGGAAAAGAGAAGGCUCAUUGGCAACACAUACAAGAACGUAUCAUCAGAAAUAACAAAGCUUAUGUUGACUUUGUUAUGCAAAUUCCAGGGUUUAUGCAGUUAGACCAUGAAGACAAACAAGACCUUUGUCAAUUGGCCUCUUUCCAGGCUGCUUUAAUCUUGUGUGGUACAGAAUGGUACAACAAACAACAGAAGAAAUUCCAGAACUUCUGGAAUUUUACAGUGAGCCCUGAAAAUCCAAUGUAUUUGUUCAAACUGCAUCUUUUACAGGCCGGAGAAGUCAUCAACAAGCUAGAGCUUUCACCAGUAGAACUUUCUUUGACUUUAGCACUCAGUUGUUUCAGUGCAGAUUUGAUGUUCUUGAAAGAUCCAGAAUCCGUUGAAUCAGUCAGACGUCAUCUUAUUUAUCUUCUUCAGCAACAUAUUGCUGAACAAGGUAUAAACCCUGAUGAAAGACUAGCUGCUAUUUUCAACAUCAUGCCGAUGACAAGACACAUUAGCAUGUGGCACAAACAACUGAUGAAGAAUAUGAGGGUCAACAUGGAGUUGGGGGCCGUGUCAAAACAGGUUGAGGGCAUUUCAAUCUAAAGAAAACCUCACUGAAUCAUAACACACAUUCCAAAAUCUUGUUUGUAAACUUUUGAGUUUUUUUGUUUUUGUUUUGUUUUUUUCCCUUACUAAUGUGCAAUUAUCACAACAAGGGGGGACAACCCCUAUGAUACAUGGAAAACUAAUUUUUAUGUCCCAAUAACUGCCAUGUUGCUUGAAUUCAACGAAUUUUUUUGUGACGACGAACGCUCAAAUAUUGAGUAUAAUUAUUUUUAGGGAAUGUUAUUUGUUUUAUUGUUAUAUUAAGUGACCUUUGCAUUUAAUGCUUAAUUUUAAAUCUAUAUUUGACCCACUUCACUUGGUUUUUGAGUGAAGUAAAAUUAUUUAGUCACAUGACAAAUCUUUGUUUUUUAACGAAGAGACUUAAGUAUAUCUUUUAUAUUUAUUGCACGAUUUGUUAUACAGAUGAAGUAUUUUUUUACUUACAUGUUAUGACGGUGAAAAAAUAGUUUAUUUUUGUUGUUUAUAUUGAAAUACAAAUGUAUAUUUAUUUUUAUUUUUAUUUUGGGGAUAAGGUUGUUUCUUUUUUGGGGUUCUUUUUUACUGAGUAAUUGAGGGUUAUCUUUUCCUUUCCUUUGUAAAUUGUUUUAAAUUAUAUUAAAAUUGAAUUGAUUAUUAAAUGAAUUAUUUGAAUUGCUUAUUAUAAAAGGGAAACUUAAUAAUAUUGGUGUUUUUUUUGUGGGGUGUGGGAAAAAGGGGGUUGUUAAAGAAUUGAAUUAUUAAAAUAUCAGAAACUGUUGAGAUUGAUUCUCAUACUUUUUAUUCUUGUCUUCUCUUUUUAUCUUUUUCUGUCUUUACAAUAAAAAUAAUCUCUCUUAACUUGACAAUCAAAUGUUAAUGAUAUGGAAAUACUGUUAAAAUUCUGAAUUGUUUCCUUUAUUUGCUUUUUCUCUUGUAUGUCUCAAAGUUUCUGAUAUUUUAUAUUAUUUUAAUCAUAUUCUUAAAUUAUGAUUUAUUAAUGUGUAAACAAAUAGAUAACAGCUCUAUUAUUAAAUCCAUUAUCAUGGAAAAACAAGAUCAUUCAAAUUGAAUGCUGAAAAUGCUCAAAACAUGUACAAUUUUACCAUCCACACACUGAAGAGAUUACUGCAAUCGUUG